Hypoxylon fragiforme is the source of this 2325-nucleotide messenger RNA. RefSeq lists its product as uncharacterized. Lineage: Eukaryota; Fungi; Ascomycota; Sordariomycetes; Xylariales; Hypoxylaceae. The record is from RefSeq and is a predicted model, not a curated record. Bases 245 to 2245 code for a protein of 666 amino acids. The transcript has a single exon.
CCUACAGCAGGACAGAUGAGAGCUGAAUGUCCGAAUCCGUAACGUGGGGUCCAAAUUGCAGUUUGGUGUCCCACAUGCACUCGCUUUCACUUUGAGCCUUUUUUUCUUCUUCUUUCUCAUGAGACAGAAUUCACAUAAAAAUAUCAAGAUCGAGUUGCGUCUUGUGUUAGAAGAGGCCUUAUCCCCAAAUCACAUUGCAACUGGAACUACCGUGACGAGUCUUACCGUUUAAGUUUUCCCCUCUAUGGACAAUUGCACCAAUGCUUAUAACUUGACCGACUGUCUGUUGUUGUCUAUAUUGGACGCAGUCCAAGAGCCAAAUGUAUGGGACGCGCCGACCUUCAGCCUGACCGUGGUUAUCGGCAUUGUGGCACUGAUAUUCGCAGCCAUGACGGUGAUUCAGGGACUAGCCGGUCCUGGACGCCGGAGAUGCUCCAGAAAUGCCAUUGGUAAUUGGAGCCAGAAGACCAAAUAUCGUUUGAAUUAUUCGCAGUUUCGUAGGGAAUCCGUCGCACAUACGCCUCUUCUUACUGCUGGCAAGAUUCUGCAGAAGCAGGAGGAAGAGGAGGAGGGGGAGAAGGGCAUCAAGACGAUCACGAAGAAACUUUCCGAACUCGUGCCUAAAUCACAUCCUGCUCAUGAUCAGGUUAACGAAUAUGACAAAAACAAUUGCGAAGACCAAUACCGACCCGCCACUUGGCUACAUCUCUUGAUACAUAAUGGAAUGAACCAAUUUGUUUGGGAAGAUUUCGGAAUGGAAACCAGACUGACCCCUGCGGACUAUCUUCCGUCUGAAAUUCAGGCAGUCCCAGCCUAUAUGGAUAUAGAUACAAUUGUGGUCUUGGCUGCCGCGGCUGGGUGCGAUACAUUGACAAUGGAACCGGACUCGGAUUUGCCCCGAUUGACUGGAGCCAAUGCUCAGAUACGAUUUCGGCGGGAACCGUUUCUUGGAGUUGUGGCAUCUUUUGAAUUCUACGAGCGAUCAGCGCAAAGCAUGAGAUCCUCGAAAAGCCGCAUCGAUCGAUUCAUGUCCCCUUUCGCCAAAAGUGAGCUAACGCCGCCGGAACAGUCUCAAGGCUGGCUUCACUGGUUUGCAUCUACCCUUCGCAAGAGUCAUGGGGGUUUCCAGACAAAGGAAAGUGACCAGACGACAGAAAGCAACCAGGUAAACGUUCUCGAAUCGGGAUCGGAGACUUACAAAAUCAGGGCCAGCAUGGGCUCUGGGUUUGGACCUUGUAUCACCGGCCCAGCCUUGAACAUAGACUUUGGGAAUGAAUGUUCGCAUGUGGCACCCGACGGCGGAAAGGCCUUAUGCCAAUGCUGGACUCUCCUUGUCGAUUUGGCGAGCCGGCAUAACAUUUCCUGGCUUCUGUAUGCCGAGAAAUUUGAUCCAGGAGAGGUAUUCCCAGCAAGAAGUGCCAACGUGAAGAAGAUUUUGGGAUCGCUGGUGGUGCAAGGAUCCUUUUGGUCGAGAAACCAUCUACCGGAGAAAUGGGUUUUGUCUAAACUCGAUAUAAAGACGGCAGACUGGAAGAGAUUCUGGAGCUCUUCGAACUUUCGGGAUAAAUUUGACAAGAACAAGUCGUGGAACGUUUUUGCCUUGUGUCUUCACUUCGCUGUUGAUAGCGAUGCCGGAAAGAGGUCAUUCCUUCGUCUCCCAUUUAGUCAAAGGUUUCGGUUUCGCAACGCCAUCACUCAAGAAAUAGAGGAAGUAGACAAAGCACUCAAAGAUUUCAACCAGAGCGUACGCUGUACUCAAGUCGAGUUAUACAUGAUAUCAGCGGCGUUAAUAAGGCUCGAACCGUACGAAGACUUCUUAAAGGAGUUGAAGGGAAAGGCGACGGUACAUCUUCCAGACACCCCCAUAGAGCCCAAGAUUGGCAUGCGGGACAGGAAAAUAUUGAGGCUAUUGAGCAGUCUCCAAAACGAAGGAGGAGAAACGCUCACGCAGCUUUAUCGUCUCUUUCUGAACCUGUUUGAUGAAUCAUGGGCUGUUGAAAUCGAUGUGUUGAGGAAGUCACUCUCUAAGUUGGGGCCAGCAGAAUCGUGGGAGGGACUGCGGAGUGCGACAGGCACUUACGACAACGCACAAUCUCCGAUUGAGGUCAUGAAAGCGCAGAAGGUUCCAGAUCGAGAGCUUUUGAUAUACAAAGCGAUCAUGUUGGCUACAUCAUGCCUUACUGCGUUGGACAAUAGUGAUAUAUUCGAGCGAGGUAUAGGUAGGAAUGUUGUGCCUUUUCUUUAGCUCCUAUAAUUCGCCACUUGAUACUAUAGGGAACUUCAUAUGAUAGGUUAUCGAAGAGUUGGGGUGUAGGAAAAGUGCAG